AAAAUAAUAAAAAAAAAAAGAAAAAGAAAAAGAAAAAAAAAACAUGUGAGGAGACCUGCCUGGAAAAACUGCUGAAUGGAAAGACUUGAGAACGGCUUAUAGAUAUUGAUGGCAGAUGAAGAAUUUUCAUGUCUUUUCAGAAAUGGUUAGCAGCCACUCAUAACAGUCCUGUGAUGUCACAGAAAUCUUGACUCCUGCUUCUCCUUCUCGUUCUCCUUUAAGCCCUUCCCUCCUCCUUUUCAUAUAGGACCUUAACACAAGAGGGUCAGGAAGAGAAGAGAAGGGUUGCUCACAGGAGGAAAGAAGGCAAAGGGUAGCUGUUACUUUACCUGGCGGGCCAUGUUUCGCUACGAAUCAGGUGGUGUGUUUGGAGGAGAUGCCACUCGGUAAGGGAGGCUUCUUGAGCACUCGACGACUCCUGGCAACUUAGAAUGUGGGACCGCUGGAAGGAAAAGCACCCCUGGAUGGGACGAAGGAAAGCAAUCUCCCGGGCAGGCCUCCAGCAUCUGGCUCCUGCACAUCCCCUCAGCCUUCCUGUGGCAAAUGGUCCAGCCAAGGAGCCCAGAGCGACUUUGGACUGGAGUGAGAAUGCCGUGAAUGGAGAACACCUGUGGCUGGAGACGAACGUCUCGGGAGACCUAUGCUACCUUGGAGAGGAGAACUGCCAAGUCAGAUUUGCAAAAUCAGCUCUCAGGAGGAAGUGUGCAGUCUGUAAAAUCGUCGUCCACACCGCCUGCAUUGAGCAGCUAGAAAAGAUUAAUUUCAGAUGUAAACCAACAUUUCGAGAAGGAGGCUCAAGGUCACCAAGAGAAAAUUUUGUACGUCAUCACUGGGUGCACAGGCGUCGGCAGGAGGGGAAAUGUAAGCAGUGUGGUAAGGGCUUCCAGCAAAAGUUCUCCUUCCACAGUAAAGAGAUUGUGGCUAUCAGCUGUUCCUGGUGCAAGCAGGCGUUUCACAAUAAGGUGACCUGCUUCAUGCUGCAUCACAUUGAAGAACCCUGCUCCCUGGGGGCUCAUGCUGCUGUUAUUGUCCCACCCACUUGGAUCAUUAAGGUGAAGAAACCUCAGGUGAUCUCCAUACCAGGAGAUGAACUUGAACUUGGUUGGGCGGGAGACGAACCUGGUUGGGCGGGAGACUGGAGCCCCUCAGAGAAUUUGGGAUUCUUCCAUUUUUACUGGGAGGGUUGGCAGAACUCACUGAAGGCUUCAAAUCGGAAGAAGAAGAGAACAAGCUUUAAAAGAAAAGCCAGUAAAAGAGGGAUGGAACAGGAAAACAAAGGUCGUCCUUUUGUGAUAAAACCCAUCUCUUCUCCUCUCAUGAAACCCUUGCUUGUAUUUGUGAAUCCCAAGAGUGGAGGCAACCAGGGAACCAAAGUCCUGCAGAUGUUCAUGUGGUACCUGAAUCCACGGCAAGUCUUUGAUCUUUCUCAGGAAGGGCCAAAAGAUGCGCUUGAAUUGUAUAGGAAAGUACCAAAUCUGCGAAUUCUGGCCUGUGGUGGGGAUGGAACGGUGGGCUGGAUCCUUUCUAUCCUGGAUGAACUGCAGCUGAGCCCUCAGCCUCCCGUGGGGGUCCUUCCUCUGGGGACUGGGAAUGACCUGGCUCGAACUCUCAACUGGGGAGGGGGCUACACUGAUGAGCCUGUUUCUAAGAUCCUGUGCCAAGUGGAAGAUGGGACAAUUGUACAGCUAGAUCGCUGGAACCUCCAUGUGGAAAGAAACCCCGACUUGCCUCCAGAAGAACUUGAAGAUGGCGUAUGUAAGCUCCCUCUGAAUGUUUUCAAUAACUACUUCAGCCUUGGAUUUGAUGCUCAUGUCACACUGGAGUUCCAUGAAUCCAGAGAAGCAAAUCCAGAGAAAUUCAACAGUCGUUUUCGAAAUAAAAUGUUCUAUGCAGGGGCAGCUUUUUCUGACUUCCUACAGAGAAGUUCUAGAGAUCUGUCCAAACAUGUUAAAGUUGUUUGUGAUGGAACAGAUCUCACCCCAAAGAUUCAGGAACUGAAGUUCCAGUGUAUAGUAUUUUUAAAUAUACCCAGAUAUUGUGCUGGCACAAUGCCCUGGGGAAACCCAGGAGAUCACCACGAUUUCGAACCUCAGCGUCAUGAUGAUGGUUAUAUUGAAGUCAUUGGAUUUACCAUGGCCUCUUUGGCAGCCUUGCAAGUUGGGGGCCAUGGAGAGAGGCUACACCAGUGUCGAGAAGUCAUGCUUCUAACUUACAAAUCCAUCCCCAUGCAAGUGGAUGGGGAGCCCUGUAGGUUGGCCCCAGCUAUGAUUCGGAUCUCCCUGAGGAAUCAGGCCAACAUGGUACAGAAGAGCAAGAGGAGAACAUCCAUGCCUUUACUUAAUGAUAUUCACCAGGUGCAAACUGCGGACCUGCGGCGAGUGUCUGCUCCCCCCGGCUCCUUCACCAUUCCCCAGUCUGUCCCAGAUCGUCUGAGGAUCCGGGUGAACAAAAUCAGUUUGCAAGACUAUGAAGGAUUCCACUAUGACAAGGAGAAACUCCGGGAAGCUUCUAUUUCAGACUGGUUAAGAACCAUUGCUGGGGAACUAGUGCAGUCAUUUGGAGCAAUACCUCUGGGUAUUCUAGUUGUGCGUGGAGACUGUGAUUUGGAGACUUGCCGUAUGUACAUAGACCGCCUACAGGAGGACCUACAGUCAGUUUCUUCUGGCUCCCAGAGAGUUCAUUACCAGGACCAUGAAACCUCCUUCCCCAGGGCUCUCUCAGCACAGAGGCUCUCCCCUCGGUGGUGCUUCCUAGAUGCAACUUCUGCUGAUCGCUUUUAUCGAAUAGACAGAUCUCAGGAACAUUUGCACUUUGUGAUGGAGAUUUCCCAAGAUGAGAUUUUUAUUCUGGACCCAGAUAUGGUGGUGUCACAGCCAGCGGGGACACCUCCGGGCAUGCCUGACCUGGUGGUGGAGCAAGCCUCGGGGAUCUCAGACUGGUGGAAUCCUGCCCUGCGGAAACGCAUGCUGAGUGACAGUGGGCUGGGGAUGAUAGCUCCCUAUUAUGAGGACUCAGAUCUGAAAGAUCUCAGCCACUCCCGCGUGCUACAGUCACCAGUCUCUUCAGAAGAUCAUGCAAUUUUGCAGGCAGUAAUAGCUGGUGAUCUUAUGAAGCUAAUAGAAAGCUAUAAAAAUGGAGGCAGUCUGCUAAUUCAGGGACCAGACCACUGUUCACUCCUUCACUACGCAGCUAAAACCGGCAACGGGGAGAUUGUGAAAUAUAUCCUUGACCACGGACCUUCCGAGUUAUUGGAUAUGGCAGACAGUGAAACGGGUGAGACUGCACUGCACAAGGCUGCCUGCCAGCGGAACCGGGCUGUGUGCCAGCUUCUGGUGGAUGCAGGAGCAUCUCUGAGAAAGACGGACUCCAAGGGUAAGACACCUCAAGAGAGAGCACAGCAGGCUGGGGACCCAGACUUGGCUGCUUACCUAGAAAGCCGUCAGAACUAUAAGGUCAUUGGCCAUGAGGACCUGGAAACUGCUGUUUGACCCUGGUAUUCAGGCAAAGAGAACGUGAGCAAGCGUAUCACAUCUGCCCUCCCUGCGAUUGGGCAGCUCCCCUGGAAGAAGCUGAUGGAAUUCAUAUAUCUGUCUCUCUCCUGCAAGAAUCUACCUGAGACCAUGCCACUCGUUUUUAAGGGCUACCAAGAUGUACAACAGAACAUGAUAGCCCAUUGAGAAGGAGGCAGGAUACCUGGAGAUUUGUGGAAUACAGUACGAGUUCCACAAAAUUUGAUCCUUAUUGCUUCCAGCAAGUAGCAUGAACUUCUGUGUUCACCUGUAUAAUUUAUUUUAAAGAUUCAAAGGAUGUUCGUAUAAACGGCACUGCUCCAUCCUCCCCCAUGCAUUGAUUUUUUUUUCCCUGUACCAUACAAUUCUACUGUAACUACCCAUUAACUUUAAAAAAAUAUAUUAUCUCUUCUCUUUACAUUCAGUCUUGGAAGACCACAAGAUUGUCUGAAGGCCUUCUAAAACCCUCUGAAUGUCCUGCAGAAAUAUAACUGUAAAACCACUUCCAUUUCCAAGACUAAAUAUAUCAAGACUAUUUAGUGACUCUCUCUGCAUGUCCCCACCACCCCCCAACCCUCCGUUUCAUUAUAUAGGAGCUGGGAAGUGCCACAUGGAUAAUGUCAACUUGUGUGCUAUAUUUUUGAGGAAUGGUGAGGUGGCAUGGGAGAUGUCUGUGCUUGGAGGUACCUCAGAGAGGUAACCCAGGGGUCAGCCCAGGCUGCUGGGCUGUAGCCAAUAGCCAUGCAGGACUGGUUCAGCUUGGGCUGUCUGUACAGCUCCGUACUGCCUAUGUGUAGCCAUCUUUGCCUUUUGCUGCAAUAGAAGAUGAGCAAAGGAUUAAACAGAGGCCCACAGCUAGUCUGCAGAACCACUCAAUUUUAAGUGCUGUUUAAAUUGCAGAGGAGAUAAUCAUGUGUGGGAACUGUGGUUACAGGAAAUGGAGCACUCUAACAAUGUUUACUUCUAAACUUUGUUGAGUGAUAAUAGAAAGCACCCUAAUUGACUUGAAAAAAACAAAAGCAAAAGCAAAAGUAGCAACAUAUGUCAACAUAUGUCACUGAAGUAGAAAACAGUCAUUGGGAUGUUGCACAAAGGCUAAUAACUAUAGACUGUUGGAUACAGUGGUGAGAGGAGCCCCAUUUUAGGUCUUUCUUUUAGGUUUUUGGUUUUUAUUACUCCAAGUAAUCCUUGACCCAAGGACAAAGGUUUAUUGUAUGAGUUCCACUGCCAGAUUUAUGGGAUGCCCAGAUCAUUCAGAAGGAUGCUUCAACUAUUAUUUGUCAGGUCCAAAGGUCGUACUUGAUAACCCCAUUUUCUAUGCAUGGGGUAGUCUAAUAUAUUAUUUUAUCUACUUUAUUUUCCCCUUUCAGAAAGUCCUUAGUGCAAACUACCAUGGGAAUCUAGCCAGAAAUGUCUGUCGGAUAGUUAGAAUUGUAACAUCUAAACCUGCCACGGAUCAAAUGGUACUUACAGGUACCUCUGUUAGGGACUCUGUGACACCUAAAAUAUCAAAAGAAAAUGUCUGUCUUUCUGUCCGAAUAUCUACUUGACUUGGGGUAAGUCACAAAUAAAAGUGGGCGUCCAAGGAUUUUGCUUUUGGCGAAAUCUGAUGUGUCCUGAGCUUAUUUUCAUUUUGUCCUUGGACACAGCAUAGUGCUUCCCUAAUGUUUCUACAUAUGACCAUGAAUGAUAGUGUCUCUACAUUUAAUUUAAAGGUCUAAUGGUGACAUUUUGCUUAUCUGAGUCACAUUUCGGUAACAUAUCAUCAUUUUGAAAGUACGGCUAUGAUGUGCUAUAUUAAAUAAGAACAGCCUUUCAGUGGAUGGGGAUUUUAUUACCACAGUCUCUCCAUAGUCAUUUCAAAAUCAAAUUGUUGGUGGGAGGAUGGAUUAGGUUGUGAGUAAUCUACUUCCAUAUAUCAGCCUCAGAAAUGGAACUAUCCUUUGGAUGUUACAGGAGACACUGCAGCAGAUUGUUUCCAGAAGCUGGAAAAAUAUGCUCCAGGAGAAUUUAAUCAUUGGGCUUUGCUGGGGGAUUUUUAGUUGGUGGGACUUUCAAGGAAAUGUGAUGACAGAAAUAUAAUCCUUAAAGCAAACUGGAAUCUGGCUUUGAAUGGCAUCUUCCAUUCCCUGGUUUGGGCCAAAUGUUUGGCCAGUCAGUUAUCUAGCUGUUACUGCUGGGAUGAAGAACUCUGUUUUCAUCAACUACUGUCUCACAUUUCUCUGUAAAUACUUCCAAGUAGCCCAGAGAAAAUUAAGGGUACAGGUGGCUAUGGGCCAAUUUCUAAAUAGCUCCUAUUGAAGACAUAAAUCUGUGGUAUGGAAAAUGAUGAGUUAGUACUAUAAGAUUCCUGAUGCAUUUGGAAAUUGUUUCAAACCAAAAAAAAAAAAAAAAAAAAAAAAGGCUUUAGAGUCCUGUGUUAUUCAUGGAGACCAAUAUUUGAUAUAUCGCUUUGAAAAAAGCAAGUACCACUAGGACUUGGGAUUUCCAAAUUAAAGUGAGCAGAAUAACCACACGUUUAAUGGCUUCAACAUUAAACCACUUCCUGUAGCAUGUUUUAAAAAUUGGUCCUGGGCUUUAAAAAGAGCUAAGGCCUUAUGGUCUAGGAGUUUCCAUCUCAGCUUAAGUAUACUGUAUCCCUACUAAUAGGCUAUCAGGAAGUAGAAAAGUAAGUGAUCUAGUCCUGGUCUGAAGAGCCACAUAACUUUAACAGAGAUAAAAAUAUGCGCCUAUAGAAAUAUCAUUUCUACAAAGCCUACUGAGGCAGCACUGAAGAGGCAGCUAGCUUGGCUGACUCCUCUGUGUUUGUUUCUUUGUGUCAUGGCACUGACUGCUUCGAGAUUCCAUUUUUAGAUGAGGUUGAUAGAGGAAUGGAAAAUGAAGAGUUAUUAAAAGACAACAUUCUAUAACCUGAAAGGUAGUCAUUUUUGCAAGCUUAUAUUUUAAUAUUGUGCAUUUAACAAAAUAGAACACAGUCAUAUUCAAGGACUUCAUAAAGAAUAAGAGAGAAGAUUAGUAAGCCAAGAAUGAAAUAAAUACCAUGACAGGAAUUUUGCUUUCAGAGUUUAUGUUUCCUCUGUAGAUGUGAUAACCAAAGACCAAUGCAAGUUUUGAAACAGAAUUUAGCUGGCAAAUGGACAGUGAUGGAAAUUAGUAAUGACUGAUGGAAAGCCGUACAUACCUGUUGCUCCAUAUCCUUUCAGAAUGGCCACUUUGGCAGAUCUACCUGCGCUAGGAGCUCCUCAACAUCACUUCAUUUUCAUUUGGACCUCGUGAGAGUCCCUUUGCCUAACAAAUUUCUGAAAUUUAUUUAUUUACUAGAACCCUCAUAAUAUUCAUGACUUAAAAAACAUAACACAGCAUCUUUAUUUUUAUUACAUGUCAAUUUUAUUAAUAAUAUUUAGGGGUUUUUUAGUUGUAAAAAUGGCACAUGCUUUUUAUAAAAUGUUUUAAUACCACAGAUGAGUAUCACAUCCACCGUCAAGGCAUCCCUUUGUUCUGGUGUUGUGUCCCACUUCCCAAAAAUGAAUGCUGAUGAACACUGUUGCUUAUACCUGAUGUCAGAAAUACUCCAUUCAUACACAAGCAUGUAUGUAUAUAUGCAUAUACAUUUACACACAUAUGUAGACAUUUAUUUAUAUACACAUACAAGUAUGUAUACUAUAUUCAUGUAUAUUGCAUAGGUUUAGAAAAGAGCAAACAUUUUAAAAGCAUGCUGAUCAUUUGUAUAUGUGUAGUGAACACCAAUAGGCAAAGACAGGUUAAACAGAGAAUUUCCAUUUUUUGUUUGUUUGUUUGUUUCCACCAUUGCUAGGCUUAGAUCUGUCUUGGCAUUACUACAAUUGCACUUGCCAUUUUCUAUUACCUGUGUCAUAAAAUUCAUGACCAAGAGUUCCUGUAAUUGUUUAUGUUGCCUUCCUUGAAGCAUAAAACCUACCAUAGCCCAAGACUUAUCUAUGCUACGUUUGGAUUUCAAGUAAAGGAGAGUUCUUUCCUCUGUGAUGCUUACACCACUUUACAAGGCUGUUUGUAACACUAACACUCAGUAGGUUGCCUAAUGAUAUUUAAUUAGGGCAGGCUACUGCCAGGAAGGUGUAGUAACUUCAGUGUAGCAUGGGGUCUGAGCAGCUUGUCUUCCUUCCAGAAGGAGUAGCUAAUGAAAUCACUGAGAACAGCAUGAUAGUUUAUUCAAUGAUGCUAUUUAAAAAUGGGACUUUGUUAAAAGGGCUCAUCAUAACCAUCAAAUAAAACUACUAAUUGCUCUAUUUAAA
Molecule: messenger RNA, 7780 nt
Organism: Macaca mulatta (Rhesus monkey)
Lineage: Eukaryota; Metazoa; Chordata; Mammalia; Primates; Cercopithecidae
Source: RefSeq, a predicted model, not a curated record